Molecule: messenger RNA, 4604 nt
Organism: Branchiostoma floridae (Florida lancelet)
Lineage: Eukaryota; Metazoa; Chordata; Leptocardii; Amphioxiformes; Branchiostomatidae
Product: multidrug resistance-associated protein 5-like
Exons: 33
Coding region: 148-4572 (1474 amino acids)
Biological process (GO): transmembrane transport
Cellular component (GO): membrane
Molecular function (GO): ATP hydrolysis activity; ATP binding; ABC-type transporter activity
Source: RefSeq, a predicted model, not a curated record
UCGUGUGAUGAUUUCGUCAUCCGUUAUACUCACAACACCGCCCGUGCAGGCCAGGGGAUAUCGUAGCUUCACUCUGUUUUCUCUUGGAUUCCGACAAGCUACUGUUUCACUCCCGAGUAGAUUUCUUCACAUGAGACAAGGGUCAUCAUGGACCAGCCUGGGAACGGGAGGCACCUGGAAAACAACAAACCGAAGUCGGCCGCCAUCUUGGUUGAACCACCCCCGACAGAACAUGCUCAAAAACAUUCCUCCAAGUUCGCAGCGUUGAAGCCUUUCAUUCCUUUUCGUCCAAAGCCUAAGGUUCCAGUUUCACCUUAUGAUGACGUGGGUUUCUUCGGAACCAUGUUUUCUACGUUCAUCACCCGUCUGGUGUGGAAGGCCUUUAAGAAAAAGCUGACGUUCAAUGACAUCGGCACAGCGUCUCCGUACGACAGUAUAGAGGUUAAUGCAAACAGGUUGUACCAGAUCUGGACGGAAGAGGUCACCAGGAGAGGAGCCCAGGAUGUCUCUAUGCUGCGGGUCUUUUGGCGCUUCCUACGCACACGCAUGAUCGUGACGAUGGCUACCGGGCUCCUUUUCUUCGUCACAUUCUUUGUCAUAUCGACCUUUUUUGUCCAACGGCUUCUAGAAUAUACUGCAGCAACGGACCCAUCACUGUGGACGGGCAUCGCGUUAGUCGUGGGCAUGUUUUUGUUAGAGGUGACCCGUUCCUUCGCAUUCAGGUCAACAACCUUGGUCGGACUACGUUCAGGUACCAAGGUCAUAGCAGCCACCAUCGGCAUGGGGUACCAAAAAGUCAUGCGUCUGCAAGGUCUGAAGGACAAAACUGUUGGGGAGCUUGUCAACCUGUUUGUGACGGACUCCUUUCGCAUCGGGAAUCUGGUAACCGACGUCGGCUUCAUGUUCGUCUUCCCGAUAAUGAUUUUCCCUUUAAUCGGGUACGCCGUGUACAUCAUGGGUCCGUGGGCACUGCUCGGCAUCGGAGUCACUAUUCUAAUGCUGCCUAUAGAGUUCCUGUUAGGCUUGAAGAUUAUGAAGCUGAGGAAAACCUGUGUAAAGAUCGCUGACGAACGAGUGCGCAUGACCAGUGAGAUGCUGAACAGUGUCAAGCUCAUCAAGAUGUACGCCUGGGAGAAACCAUUCAUUCGUAGGGUGGAAGAGCUUCGGGCUCGGGAAACUAAGCUGCUUCAGUUCUCCGGGUUUCUACAGUCAGUCAUGAUCGCCAUGCUGUCAACUGUCGUACCGAUCGCGAGUGUCAUCACUUUUAGCGCCCACGUCAUGACAGGAAAUGACCUAAAGGCUACACAGGCCUUCACAAUGGUGUCUUGCUUCCAUCUGCUAUCGCUCAUGCUCAUGCUGACUCCCGAACUCAUCCGCCUCCUGGCGGAAUGUGUCAUCUCUGCAAGGAGGUUGAAGAGUCUGAUGGUCAUGGAGGAGAGAGACACGGCCAGUAGACUGCCCGAUGAUGAGAAGACUGCAAUCGACAUCAAAUUCGCUACAUUCGCAUGGGAUGCACUGGACAAGGCUGGAAAAGAGAAGCGCCAGAAAGAAAUAAAAGCGGAGACGGGAGCAGUUGAGGAGGACACUGAACCAACAACUGUCGCACAGGACGGACAAACUGAAGUUAAACUGAUUCAGACCUUGUUUGAUGUCAACCUGACUAUAAAGAAGCGGACCUUACUGGGAGUGUGCGGUAGUGUCGGAGCGGGGAAAAGUUCCCUCAUUUCUGCCAUUCUCAAGGAGAUGCGGGUAGUGAAGGGUGAAGUGGCCGUGGACGGUGGCAUCGCUUAUGUGGCCCAACAGGCCUGGAUCCAGAACGCCACCGUUAGAGAUAACAUUCUACUGGGGAAACCCUUCGAUUCCAGCAAGUACGAGAUGACGGUCCAAGCUUGCUGUCUCAGGCAGGACUUUGAACAGCUUCCCGGGGGAGACAUGACAGAGAUUGGUGAGCGGGGAAUCAACCUGAGUGGUGGUCAGAAACAACGCGUCAGUCUUGCGCGUGCGCUGUAUGCAGAUAAGGACAUCUACCUGCUGGACGACCCGCUGAGCGCAGUGGACGCUCAUGUUGGGGAACACAUCUUCAGGCAUUACAUCAAGAAAAUGCUGCGAGGCAAGACUGUUGUGCUUAUCACACACCAGCUUCAACACCUGAGUGACUGUGACGAGGUGUUACUCCUGAAAGAUGGGAGGAUUGCCGGGAAGGGUCCCCACCGUCGGCUGAUGACAAUGAACGCAGAGUACGCCGAGAUGAUUCAGAACUACCUGGAUGAAAGCGAUGAUGGCGACGGCGUACUAAAGGAGCCAACUUCUGUGUCAUCGCGUUCCCAUGACGCAAACCCCCAUCUUCUCUUCAGCAAGACCCCGAUUACCAGACUGGACGAAGCGCGUUGGUCCACCAGGUCGCUGAACGCCUCCAAGCGGCAACGUUCAACAGAAUCAACAAACGGUCAGAAGUUUUCCAUCCACGCCACUCCUCGGCUUGUUCGCCGCCGGUUAAACGACAAAGAGAAUGCCGUAUCUCCGUUACAGAGAGCGAGCAGCAUCCGCUAUCAUCACCCUGUACCCUCAUUCACAUCCAACACGACAAACAUCCUCUUGGAGCAGCCGGGUUUCGAAAUUGACGAGCACCAGGAGCAAGAAAAAGCAUUAAAAGCGGGCAAUCUGACCCAGAAGGAGGAGAUAGAAACUGGGAAAGUGAAGCUGGCAAACUACACGACUUACAUCCAAUCUAGCGGUAUCUUGAACACCACUGCCGUUUUGCUGGUGUUUACGCUCAACACCGCCACGGUCGUCUUCAGCAACUUCUGGCUCAGCAACUGGAUAGAGCAGGGCGAUGGGAAACAGGACAACGUCAACGGAGGAAACAGUACCGGUACCGUUCCCGGCAGUAUGGCUGAUAACCCGGAUGUGGUGUUCUACGUGUCAGUGUUCGGCGGGACGGCCGUGCUGAUGUUACUGCUGGUCGUGCUCAAGUCAUGGCUCUUCAGCAAGGCUACCCUAGCUGCUUCUUACCAUUUGUACAGAAAGGUCUUCCAGUCUGUCUUUAGAAGUUCAAUGAGCUUCUUUGACACGACGCCGACAGGCAGAAUCAUCAACCGCUUCUCCAAGGACACUGACAACGUUGACGUGGCCAUCCCCCUUAACGUCAACAUUCUGAUUACGAACCUUUGGAACACUGUGGCGGCGUUCGUCGCUAUUGGAGUCGUCUUGCCGUCCUUCCUGGCGGCUGUUGCUGUGUUGCUGACCUUGUUCUGCGCACUGUACUACUUAUUUCAGGCCAUCAUUCGGGAACUCAGAAGGUUUGAGAACAUCCUAAGGACACCAUGGCUGUGUCACGUGACAGAGACCCUGAACGGCCUCACCACCAUCCACGCCUUUAAUAUGGACUCUGACUUUAUUAGGAGGUUUAACAGGCUAAUGGAUGAUUACACCAACAUCCACUACCUGGCGCACAUGGGUGGGAACUGGGCGGCGUCUCGGGUGGAGAUGAUCGCGCUCGUCAUCUCUGUCCUCAUGACACUGACGGUGGUGCUUCUUCAGGGGACCAUCCCCGCCACACAGGCGGGCCUGGCGAUCACCUAUGCUUUUCAGGUGACCGGGUUUCUGCAGUUUAUGACCAUGGAUGCGGCUAACGCACAGGCGGCCUUCACGUCCGUUGAGCGGCUGAGAUAUUACAUCACGAAUCUGACAGCUGAGGCCCCGGAUGUCAUUGAAGACCGUGACCAUGAAGCUGAUUGGCCGAGCCACGGCGAGAUCCAGCUGCACAAUCUGAGCAUGCGCUAUAGGGAGAACCUCCCUCUCGUCCUGAAAAGCAUCUCCUGUAACAUCCGGUCACGUGAGAAGAUUGGCAUUGUGGGGCGUACCGGGUCAGGAAAAUCGUCUCUCGGUGUGGCCAUCUUCCGAUUGGUCGAAGCUGCGGAAGGUACCAUCAACAUCGACGGGGUUGACAUCAGUAAGAUCGGACUGAGUGCUCUGCGCAGUAAGCUGUCAAUCAUCCCACAGGACCCUGUGCUCUUCGUUGGGACCGUCCGGUACAACCUGGACCCGUUUAGCCAGUACAGUGAUGAUCAGAUCUGGAAAGCGCUCGAGCGUGUGUACAUGGAUGACGCAAUCAGAGCUCUUGAUCUUAAGCUGAACUCUGCCGUUGUGGAAAAUGGCGAGAACUUCUCUGUGGGUGAGAGGCAGCUGAUGUGUAUGGCCAGGGCUCUGCUGCGGAACAGUAAGAUCCUGAUCUUGGACGAGGCCACAGCGGCCAUCGACUCCGAGACGGACACCCUGAUCCAGACCACGAUCCACGAGGCGUUUGAGGACUGCACCAUGCUGACCAUCGCUCACCGGCUCAACACCGUCAUGACGUCAGACAGGGUCAUGGUCAUGGAUGAUGGACAGUUAUCAGAAUUCGACACCCCUCGUGCUCUUUUGGCCAAUCAGAACUCACGGUUUGCCGCCAUGGUGAAGGCUGCAGGCAUUGACGUCACUAAGUAUAUCACCAUGGAAACGGAUGACGUACCUGCAGCUGAAGAGAACAGUCCGCACGUGUCUGAGACAGAUGUGGAGUGCACCAAGCUAUGAAGACAUCACAUAGUAGAUACCUGUAUGCUGCA